Penicillium riverlandense is the source of this 2778-nucleotide messenger RNA. Its product is annotated as Major facilitator superfamily domain general substrate transporter. Gene Ontology annotation, molecular function: single-stranded DNA 5'-3' DNA exonuclease activity. Gene Ontology annotation, biological process: interstrand cross-link repair. Lineage: Eukaryota; Fungi; Ascomycota; Eurotiomycetes; Eurotiales; Aspergillaceae. The record is from RefSeq and is a predicted model, not a curated record. The coding region runs from base 1 to 2778 and encodes 925 amino acids. Gene Ontology annotation, cellular component: membrane; nucleus; mitochondrion. The transcript is spliced from 4 exons.
AUGAGCCUCAUGCAGCGUGCACUCGUCCGUCCUGGACGAGUGUCGCCCUUCGCGACCCGACCGCGAACAACCACCGUCUCUCCCCGACUGCGGCAGCGCAGACUCAAGUCCGACUCUUCGUCCGCCCCCGAACCUGCGGUCGAGAGCAAGGCCGCCAAAACCGCCGAGGAGACCGUGCAUACAUCUCAGACAAACGCAUCCUCAUCUUCUCAACCGUCAUCCUCAUCCUCUCCGGCACCGUCUUCCCCGCCGACCCCUUCUUCGCCUGCACCACCCUCCAAUACAGUCGCUGCGAGUGCUGGGGCGGCGACGCCCCCGGCGACGGCCAACACGACGGCAAAAACAGUUGCGCGAUCCCGUGGCUUGCGUGAGAUUAUCAAGUCAGGCCCGCUCGGCAGGACGGGGAGAUGGUACAGCCGGGUGCAGGAGAAGAGGCCCUACACAACACAGGUGUGCAGCUCGAUCAUCAUCUACCUGUGCGGUGACCUGAGCGCGCAAAUACUGUUCCCUUCAGAGGCUCCGGGGCCCGCGAAGGCCGCGCAGGAUGAUGCAACAGGAUCAAAGGAUGUACGAGAGCAAGAAGUCAGUAGCGGAGGCGGAUACGACCCGUGGAGGACGCUGCGACACUUGAUUGUUGUCGUGCAACAGAUGUGCUUUACACCGGUCUUCAACACAUACUUCUUCAGCCUGCAUUCUCUCUUAGCAGGCGCUACGCUCGAAGAGACCUGGGAGCGGCUUAAGAAAGCGCUCCCGGUCAGCAUCACCAACAGCGUCAAGCUUUGGCCCGCCGUCACAGCGUUCAGCUUCAUGUAUGUGCCGCCGCAGUUCCGGAACGUCUUUUCGGGCUGCAUUGCGGUCGGCUGGCAGACAUAUUUGAGUUGGCUGAACCAGAAGGCUGCUCGCGAAGUCCAGGUGGCCGAGCUGGCGGCCGCAAACCCGCCCGACUACGGCUCCGAUUUCACUCCGGAUGACGAGCAGAUCCUGAGCGAACUGCUCGCCCAAGCCGUCGCGGACCACGCGUCCGCUGUCGACGCCACCGCGCCGCGCGCACAUCCCCCAGUAACUGAGAACGCGACAAACACAGCUGCAGCAGCGGAUCUAAUCGAUCUCAACUCCUUGAACCCGGCUGCAGUCGCAGAUAUUGAAGAUGGCUUGGAGAACCCCUCGGGUGUCCGGCUGCCUAAGGUGCUGGGUCGGGAGAGGAAGCCCCGUUCUCCGUGGCGGCAGUCAAACCAGCCUUUCCGGUCCAUUCAGACAAGUCAGGGCGCAAACGACAGGAACAGCCCGUUUGGUGAGACUGGUCCUUCGCCUGCUUCCCUGACGCCCUGCCAUCCGAAGCGUUUAGUCGAGCACCCCAGUUCCACUGAGGGUAGAGAGAUAGAGCGAGAGCGCAACGCGGUCCGCGAGCGUGAAUGGACGCGAGACCCAGAGGCUGCGGCGCUUGAUCCUCGAACCCCUGUCGAGCGCUUUCGACGCCCGCCGAACAAGGCGUUUUCCGUGACGGAUCUGGUGUCGCCCGCCUGGUGCGAGUUGCAGUACUGGUACACACUGACAAAACAUGGGAGGAAGAAGAGAACGCCGGCUAUGAAGAUGGGGAGUGUCGUGCAUAAGACGCUGGAGGAUGAGAUCUAUACCACUGUCCCCGUGGAGAUCACCACGAAGGAAGAUGCUUGGGCGCUACGGAUAUGGAAUGUGAUCCAGGGCCUGCGCAUGUUGCGGGAGUUUGGCAUCACGCGUGAAAUGGAGAUCUGGGGGGUUGUGGAUGGGGAGGUGGUCAAUGGAGUGAUCGACCAAUUGUCCAUCGAAUGUCCGGAUCCCGAGCUCGAGGCCACGGCUUCCGGUUACUACGCAGAUACUGCUGCAUCGAGGGAGGCCUUGCCGGAAUAUCAGAUGUCCUUGUCAGACUAUCUCCUGUCUCCGGCUGGGGGUGGUCGACGACUCGAAGAUCUUGCCCGGCCAGAACCCCAACCUGAGAAGGAAGAAGUGCCUGCGGCCGUGUACGAUCUGCCGCGAGUUUACAUGACGGACGUGAAGACGAAGGCCAGUCGGUCCAUUCCGACAGUCAAAAGCACCGGGUUUCGUCCCACUCUUCUCCAACUCCAGCUUUACUACCACAUGCUCAACCGCAUGAUCACCAGCGACGAUGUCACGAUCGAAAUGCUUGCACAACGCUAUGAUCUCGACCUUGGACGUCCCUUCUCUGAAUUAUUCCUCAGAGAAGUGGGUGGGCUGAAUGACCAAUUCUUCGAUACCCUUACGUCCCAGGGAUUUGACCUUGAUGAUAAUAUCUUUACACCGGACGACGCACGGAAGGUCUUUCACAGCUCACCUCCAUCCAGUAGCCAAGACUCCACCAGCAUCCUCAUGGCUCACAACAACCUCUCUCGCAUCUGGGGGUUUAUGAAAGACCAAAUCCGGCUCACGUUUCUCCCGCCACCCACAUCCUCAAUAUCACCAUCCAUCCCAUCACUUACUCAACCGACCAUGCUCGAAGAAUAUUCGACUCUCCUGUCCCCGAUCCUCACUGCUCGAUACCUUUCAUCUGCUCCUACGGACGACCUGCAGCCACAACACCUUGGAAGCCGCUCCUUCCUGUUUGAUCCCACGACCAUGACGUCGUACCUGACCGAUCAGAUGGAGUGGUGGCGUGGUGAGCGUGAUCCGCGAGGUGUCGACGUCAUGGAGGCAUGGAAAUGCCGCAUCUGCGAGUUUCGCGAUGAUUGCUCCUGGCGUCAAGAGCGAGAGUGGGCCUAUGCAAGACGGAAUCGAGCGGACUAG